Molecule: messenger RNA, 2388 nt
Organism: Cyprinus carpio (common carp)
Lineage: Eukaryota; Metazoa; Chordata; Actinopteri; Cypriniformes; Cyprinidae
Product: IQ motif-containing protein H
Molecular function (GO): protein binding
Source: RefSeq, a predicted model, not a curated record
AUGGGGAGCAUUCCAGUGCCAGCUGCUGUCAGCAAAUAUCCUUUCACAAUGGUUGGGGGUCAGAUUGACCCGGAUGAUCCUGACUACUGUAGGUUCAAAAAGCAAUGCUGUCUGUAUUGGGGUGCAGUGGUAGAGGCUCUGGACCAGCUGCAGUGGAUGCUAUUGGACUUUGUGGUGCCACUGGCGUGGGUGUGUGAGGAGGGGCUGGCAGUGUGUGUGCAGAGUGGGGAGUUCGACUGGAGAGAUGGCAGGGGCCGGUGCACCCAUAUGGAGAAGCUGCUCUCAGUGCUGGAAAACAGGGAUGAGGUAUGGGACCUGAUGUGUCAGCCUGGCCAGCGCUACAGAGGCAUCGAGGGGCAUCGGGCAGCGGCUGUGUGCAUCCAAACCUGCUGGAGGCUUUACUCUGCCCGUACCGCCUACCUGCUCCAACUCAGGCCCAAAUGGGCGGCACAAAUUAUUGCCAUGUCUCUGCUGAAACAUGCCAAACUACGUCUCCACCAACUAGAAAACCACCGCAUCAGGGCAGAGAGUCUGGCAGCCAAAUGGAAACACAUCACCUCCGCCAAAAGGACUAUCAUCCACGUCACAUCAUUGGGAUAUUCCCAACAUCAGCGGCUCAGUCAGGGAUCUGAUGUACUCCAGAAUACCCAGAUGGGCCGACUGUGUGUCAUCAGAGAUGAGAAUGUUGAGGUCAUCUAUGUGUCUCCGGUGCGCCUGGGUGAGGAUGUUCUCCAGUACUACACUCGCCUGCUGGGCCUGCAGACAGCCAUUGAGCUGGGUGACGCUUCUGUGCCUGAGUCCUACUGUGCCAAACGCUUCACCAUCCUCAUGCCAGAAGCACUGGAGCAUUUUUCAACCCAAAACAUGUGUCUAGCUUCAGUCCUGAAGUACAGACCUAGAACACUACAGGGCAUCAAGAAUCUGAUCCAGGGGAAACAGGCAUACAUGUUCGGCGGUGUCACCCACACUGAUGACCUGGCUGUUGCAGAUGAGCUCAAAGUUCCACUUUUGGGCAUAGAGUCUGCGGUGACCCAGCUAUACAGCACUAAACCUGGAGGAAGAAGGAUCUUCAGUAGUGCAGGGGUCGACAUGCCUCCAGGAAAGUGGGAUAUAUACUUAUACACCCUGGAGCAGGAGUCAGUGAUGAUCAAGUUCUUAGAUGAGGUUCUUCAUCUUCUGGCUUCCUAUGCCCAUCCGGCCAACACGUCCUACUAUGUCACAUGGGCCUGUUUCCUAGAACACUUCCUCAGGGAAGCAGGUGGAGUGAUAGAAGCCUUCCCUCCUUUGGAUAGUGUGACAUGUCUGACAGUGGAUCUUCUGGUGGAGCCAGGAGAAGAUGUUCACAUGCUGUCCUGCGGAGAUCAACUGCUUGGGCCGAGUGGUUUGGAAGUGGUGGGCUGCACCGUACCUCAGACCUCCAUCUGCCCUGACGUCCUGCACACCAUUUGCACUCGUGUGGGUCAGGCCUGUCAGCAGCGCUUCAUCAUGGGCCACAUCUCCCUAGAUCUAGUCACCUUCCUGCAUCCCAGCAACCUCGAGCAGCAGGUAUGGGCUAUUGAUCUUGACCUGGGCUACAGUAACCAGUUGGCCAUGACCCAGCUGAUGCUCAUGAUGACGAGGGGGAUGCUGGACUGCUGCACCAGUAAAUCGGAGGUUCCUCCUCCAGUCAGAGACGUGAAGUCUUCCAUACACAAUGCUAGAGCAAAGACCAAAGCUCAAACCUCAGUGACCAAUCGCUUUGCAGUGAUGUGCACCCGACUUCUUCAUACCAAUCUUUCUUUGGUAUAUUAUAUUACAUUUUUCCUGAUGUGCAAAGCGCAGGGCAUAGGUUAUGAUGUCAAGGCAAGACAAGGCACUGUGUUCGCCCUCCAUGACAGCAGAGAUCGAAGAAGCCUUGGCAUGCUAACAAUCUCGGAGGAUCUCCAGGGAGCGCUGCUGACCUUUGCUCACAACCUGUCAAUCAUUCAUCAGGAAAUAUCAGCUCCAAAUAUGCGAGGAGCAAACAAUUUUAAGGACCUUAUCAAGGACAUUGAGGAGGUCUUGGGCAUUACAAUAUAAAACCAAACCACAUCUCAGGAAGAAAAGGAGAUUACUGCACCCGAGAGCGAACAGUUAUCAUCUCAUAAACCUCAUAGAUCAACUCCAGAUUAAUCAACAUACUUAGAGACUAUCAUACAAAAGCAUUUACACAUUCAGUUAUAAUUGCUGUCACCAAACAUUUCUAUAGACUUCAAUUAUAGCUGUAAUGUGGCUAGCAUUAAAAGGAGAUACACGCAUGCAUGAAUCUGCUUUAGUGGAUUUUUUCUAUUGUUACAUUGUCCAGGUCACAUAGUUAUAGUGAUCUAAAAUGUUGUACAAUAUUUCUCUCUAGAAAGAUUAACAAUGCAA